CUUCACCUCGAGCACCCGGAGCCAGACCUCCGAAGUUUAACACACCUCCGAAGUUCAGUUUCUCAACAGUCGAGCUACUGCACAAGAAUUCGGGACGCUUGGCCAAGUUGCCGCAGACUACCCCAAUAGCAACGGGAAACCCCCGGACGACCCUCCAUGAUUGGCCGAUGUGAGGAAAUGCGUACGUUUCAUUCCUUGCUGAUCUGAGCAUGCGGCCUCAACAACCCUUCCAGAUAGAAACCUCGCGCCUUCAACCUUCAGGAACUUUUAGGCGAAUUUAUAGACAUUCUCCCUUGCGCGCGACUGUGGAAGAGCAAUUACACGAUCUCGACUUGCGUCAGAAUUCAUCAUUGGUUCCACACCAGCUGAGACAUGCCCACAAGGUUCCACAUAGCAGCUCCCUUGGGCGCAACGGCCUGGAAACGACAGCCUUUCUCCACAUAACGAUACCAUUUCCCCGGAUCGUCGAUUCUGAAGAUCUGACGUCAUCUGCACGCGUGCGUUUCAUCAUGUUCGUUCCUCAAAUAAGCGUGCGAUGCUGUUUUGUGGAUCUUCUUGUGGGGUUGUACCGCUGUGCUGAUCGUAAUAAGUUCGCACGUCAGCAGCGCUUCGAACUGCGAAGCAACCGCACACAUGCCAUGCACCUGAUCCUGGUGUCAAAAGGGUGCUUUGGAGUAGCCUUGGGCACUGGGGCAGUGUUCUCGGGCCCUCGUUUCCAUUUGCACUGGGCCUUAGUCAGACGCCCUUGAACGAGCUGCGUUUGAUCUGGGUGUUGCAAUUAGAACUGGAUAGCAAUAUGUCUGAAGCAUUGCGGGCUCAUUCAGUGACAGGAGUCUACAUUGUCGGUUCGCUCUAUGCUAGAGUUUGUUCUCAUCACGACUUGCGCUUAUGGUAUUCACAAUUCUGCAACAGGACCACGACGAUUACCUCGUUUCUCGAUGACUUGUUGGGGCCAUAGCUAUGUUGAAGCCACCACUUCACUUCCAUAGAGAUUGUUCAUGUUAUAUUAUAAU
Molecule: messenger RNA, 1013 nt
Organism: Paraphaeosphaeria sporulosa
Lineage: Eukaryota; Fungi; Ascomycota; Dothideomycetes; Pleosporales; Didymosphaeriaceae
Exons: 2
Coding region: 210-749 (179 amino acids)
Source: RefSeq, a predicted model, not a curated record